CCUAACAUUCACAGGCAAGAUGGCGCUGACUUUGAGGAAUGGAUAUCUGGAGAUGCUGAAAACGUGUUGGAGAUUACAAGCACAUCAUGUUAAGAUUCCUGUUCUUAAUCAAAUGGGACUUCUGUGUCCUGCCCUAGCACGUCACCGAAGUUCUCAGAGCAUCAAAUUACCAUCAAGCAGUUAUGUACCACAGACGUCCUUAUCCAGACCCUUGUGGCCAGAAGUGUCCCAAAUCACCCCUGAAGAAGAGGAGAGGCAGCACAAAGUGGUUGUAGAAAAUGUGAACAGUCUUCUUGCAAAGGAAGACUAUGGAAGACUUUUUGCAGUUGUCCAUUUUGCAAGUCGACAGUGGAAAGUGACAAAUGAAGACCUGAUCUUAAUUGAAAACCACAUUGAUGCUGAAUGUGGUGACCGGAUUACUCUUGAGAAGGUGCUGCUGGUUGGUGGAGAAGAGUUCACACUGAUUGGGAGGCCCCUACUCGGUCGUGAUUUGGUCAGAGUAGAGGCAACUGUCAUUGAGAAGACUGAAUCCUGGCCAAAAGUUCACAUGCGGUUCUGGAAAAGACACAGAUACCAGAAGAAAAGAAUUAUUGUGCAACCACAGACAGUGCUUCGGAUCAACACAAUUGAAGUUGCUCCCAGAUUGACAUGAUGCUAUAUGUUUUGAAUUGUAAAUAAAGUUUUGGCCAGUGAAUGUGCCACUGAAAUUGGGAACAUGUGCUCCGUAUGAAAAUAUAAUGGGAAAAUUUGUUUAUGGACAACAUUUGGUAUCUUUCAAGUGAAUCUUUGUAAAUGUACAUUUUUUAAAAAUGUAAUCAGAUGUGCUAUAUAAGUACAAUUAAAGCAAUUGUUUAUGAAUCUGUUAUGAAA
Coregonus clupeaformis (lake whitefish) is the source of this 870-nucleotide messenger RNA. RefSeq names its product mitochondrial ribosomal protein L21 (gene mrpl21). The record is from RefSeq and is a predicted model, not a curated record. The coding region runs from base 20 to 652 and encodes 210 amino acids. Lineage: Eukaryota; Metazoa; Chordata; Actinopteri; Salmoniformes; Salmonidae. Gene Ontology annotation, cellular component: ribosome; mitochondrial large ribosomal subunit. The transcript is spliced from 7 exons. Gene Ontology annotation, molecular function: structural constituent of ribosome.